UGUGACGUCAUUAAGAAUGGCCACAUCUUUGUCAGUGAACAAAAUGGCAACUUACUGUCUCACCGUCGCGCGACUUCAGCUUGCUCUGGGCCAUGGCGCACGGCGCCUGCAUGUGGCGGCCGCUUACAGAGCCAAGGCCCAAGUGUCCAUGAGUCGCUUUGAGCCUACCUCCUUCGUCAGCUACGACAAGCUCCAGUCCAAUGUUGACGUCGUGCGAAAAAGACUCAACCGACCUCUCACGCUGUCAGAGAAGAUCGUGUACGGCCACCUCGAUGACCCCCAUAACCAGGAAAUCGAUCGCGGGCGCACCUACCUUCGCCUGCGUCCUGACCGUGUGGCCAUGCAAGAUGCCACAGCGCAGAUGGCCAUGCUCCAGUUCAUCAGCAGCGGCCUGCCGCAGGUGGCGGUUCCCUCCACCAUCCACUGUGAUCAUCUGAUCGAAGCCCAGAUCGGUGGCGCUGAAGAUCUGGCCAGGGCCAAGGAAGUGAAUGAAGAGGUCUACAACUUCCUUGCAAGUGCUGGUGCAAAAUAUGGAGUCGGUUUCUGGAAACCAGGUUCUGGAAUCAUCCAUCAGAUCAUAUUGGAGAACUACGCCUAUCCAGGUGUGAUGCUCAUCGGCACCGAUUCCCACACACCAAAUGGUGGCGGGCUCGGUGCCAUCUGCAUCGGCGUGGGAGGCGCCGAUGCUGUGGAUGUCAUGGCGGGGAUCCCCUGGGAGCUUAAAUGUCCCAAGGUGAUCGGGGUGAGGCUGACUGGUUCCCUCUCUGGUUGGACAUCCCCAAAAGAUGUCAUUUUGAAGGUGGCUGGCAUCUUGACGGUGAAAGGCGGCACCGGAGCUAUCGUAGAGUACCACGGGCCUGGUGUUGACUCGAUUUCUUGCACUGGAAUGGCCACCAUUUGCAACAUGGGAGCGGAAAUCGGCGCUACAACUUCCGUGUUUCCCUACAACCACCGCAUGAGGACCUAUAUGGAAAAGACUGGCCGUGGACAGAUUGCUUCCCUGGCUAAUGAGUACGCCGAUCUGCUGGUGCCGGAUCAAGGCUGCGAGUACGACCAGGACAUCGAGAUCAAUCUCGAUGAGCUAAAGCCCCACAUCAACGGUCCAUUCACCCCCGACCUGGCUCACCCAGUGUCUGACGUCGGUGCCGUGGCUGAGAAGAACGGCUGGCCACUUGAGGUUAAAGUCGGUCUGAUCGGCAGCUGCACCAACUCCAGCUACGAGGACAUGGGCCGCGCCGCCUCUGUGGCAAAGCAGGCUUUGGACAAAGGCCUGAAAUGCAAAGCUCAAUUCACAGUUACACCCGGGUCAGAGCAGAUCCGGGCUACCAUUGAACGAGAUGGUUACUCCAAGAUCCUUGGUGACGUUGGAGGUGUAGUCUUGGCCAACGCUUGCGGACCCUGCAUCGGACAGUGGGACAGACGGGAUGUGAAAAAAGGCGAGAAGAACACCAUCGUCACCUCAUUCAACAGGAACUUCACAGCUAGGAAUGAUGCAAACCCUGCAACACACGCCUUUGUUACAUCCCCUGAGAUUGUCACAGCGUUGGCAAUCGCCGGGACUCUCAACUUCAACCCUGAGACCGACUACCUGACAGCCGCCAACGGUGAGAAAUUCAAGUUAGUGCCCCCGACCGGAGACGAACUCCCCGCCAGAGACUUUGACCCGGGUCAGGACACCUACCAGCACCCACCUGCUGACGGCACCAGCCUCAGGGUGGACGUCAGCCCUCAGAGCAACCGACUGCAGUUGCUGGAGCCCUUUGACCAGUGGAGUGGCAAAGACCUGCAGGACCUCAGGGUUCUCAUCAAGGUGAAGGGAAAGUGCACCACAGAUCACAUCAGCGCCGCCGGCCCUUGGCUGAAGUUCCGAGGCCACUUGGACAACAUCUCCAACAACAUGCUGAUCGGUGCCGUCAACAGUGAGAACGACGCCAUCAACUCGGUGAAGAACUACCUGACGGGGGAGUACGGAGGUGUGCCCGAUGUGGCCCGUCACUACAAGGCCAACAAUGUGUCGUGGGUGGUGGUGGGAGAUGACAACUACGGCGAGGGCUCCAGCAGAGAGCACGCCGCACUGGAGCCUAGACAUCUUGGAGGAAGAGCUAUUAUUGUAAAGAGCUUCGCUAGAAUCCACGAAACAAAUCUUAAGAAGCAGGGCCUGCUGCCUCUGACCUUCAGCAACCCGUCAGAUUAUGAUAAAAUCUGCCCCGAUGACAAGAUCUCCAUAAAAGGACUCGAAACCUUUGCUCCCGGAAAGCCUUUGAAAGCCGUGGUGAAGCACAGCGACGGCAGCGAAGACGUUCUGGAACUCAACCACAGCUUCAACGAAACGCAAAUCGAAUGGUUCAAGUCCGGGUCGGCUCUCAACAGGAUGAAGGAGCUACAGCACUAAGGGAUGAAACAUGGAAAGGGGGGGGGGGGGGUCGACGGCGGUGGUCGUGAAGGAAUACGUAAAGAUGGUUUCAUGAUCUGCAUCGAACUGACAUCCUGACAUGUCACACGCGUGUCCAAUCAAAUGAUAGUAGUCAUGAUUCUUGUUUUUCCAACAUAACAUUGUUAUGUGUGUGACGCACAUUAUGUACAAUGGACACUCUGCCCCGUUAAGCUUUGAACUCACAUGUGACCGCUCCCUAAUGUUUCCAGUAUUCUCAUAAUGGGUCAGAACGUGAACACAGGACCUUCUCCAGCUCGAUUAGGUUCAACCAGUUUUCUGUGGUGUUGCACACCCCGUGUUAUUUCAUGCGUGUGUGUGUGUGCAGAACAGUUUAUGCCAACACAACAAUUCUGAUAUUUAUUUUCCAGAUUUAUUCAACAUGGAAAGGUUCCUAAGGGCUUAGGAACUCACGUUAUCACUGUUACCACUAAAUUAUGUAUGUAUGUAAAAAUAGAAUCAUCAAAUUAAGCUGAUUUUAUUAUAAUAUGUCCAUAAUGGCAAAUAACUAAAUCAUUAGUAGUCAUGUUUAAACAUGAUAUGGCUAUCUGCUCUCUUGUCUAUAUGAUUUGCGUUUAGAAGCUCAGAAUGGGUUGUAGAAUAAAUUGUGACAGAUCUCACUUCA
Molecule: messenger RNA, 3056 nt
Organism: Syngnathus typhle (broad-nosed pipefish)
Lineage: Eukaryota; Metazoa; Chordata; Actinopteri; Syngnathiformes; Syngnathidae
Gene: aco2
Product: aconitase 2, mitochondrial
Exons: 17
Coding region: 17-2392 (791 amino acids)
Biological process (GO): tricarboxylic acid cycle
Cellular component (GO): mitochondrion; cytosol
Molecular function (GO): 4 iron, 4 sulfur cluster binding; aconitate hydratase activity
Source: RefSeq, a predicted model, not a curated record